Camelina sativa (false flax) is the source of this 1359-nucleotide messenger RNA. Lineage: Eukaryota; Viridiplantae; Streptophyta; Magnoliopsida; Brassicales; Brassicaceae. The record is from RefSeq and is a predicted model, not a curated record.
AUGAAAGAAGUGAUGAUGAGAAAGUCGAAUCUUUUUGAUCUUCAUCUAUACGAUGCUUCCCCUCACUUCCCCAACACAAGAAGCGGUGGUCAACAAGGUGAAUCUUUGCUUGAUUCCAACCGCAUCCAUAAAAAUUGUAUCGGUUUCCCACAUGUCAUAAGAAUAUCGCGUCACCCCCACCGUAUCUCUUUUACCUCUUCUCUUCCGUCGUCUAGAAAUUUGUCUUGUGGAGUCUGCCGGAAACAAGUUGAUAACAAUUAUGGUGCAUACUCUUGCAAAACAUGUGAAUCUUAUUUUGUUCAUUCAAAAUGUGCAUUAAAUCCAAAUGUGUGGGAUGGAAAAGAACUCGAAGGAGUACCUGAAAAAGAUGAUGAGAUAGAUGAUGGUGAGCCGUUCAAGAGGAUAGCCGAUGGAAUAAUACUUCAUCCCUUUCAUAGUCACCAUCUACGAUUUGAGAUCAGCAAAGAAGCUUAUGAUGCAAAUAAGUAUUGUCGAGGGUGUGCACUUCCAGUCUAUGAAGGGGGAUUCUAUUCAUGCGUGGAAUGCAACUUCAUCCUCCACGAAAAUUGUGCAAAUGCUUCACGCAUGAAACGAUACCCCUUAUAUCCACAUCCACUUACACUAAAAGUUGCAACCAAAGGAAUUGGUACUGACGAAGGUAUAUUCCAGUGUAACCAGUGUGCGCGUGAGGGUACUGGCUACUUUUAUGAGCAUCAUAUAGAUGGAAGAAACUUCAAGCUAGAUUUACGGUGUGCCUUGAUUACCGAACCAUUUGAUUUUCAAGGCCACAAACAUCCUUUAUUCCUAGCUUCGGAACCGUAUGAACUAACACUAUGUCAUAUGUGCAAAGAGGAAAGUGACGAUUCAAAAUUAAUCUGCAUUGAAUGCGAUUAUAUUUUAUGUUAUCGUUGCGCUACCUUUCCAUAUAAGGCAAGGUAUAAGCAUGACAACCAUAUUCUCAUCAUUUGUGAUCGGGAAAAGGGAAGCGGUCAACAAGACUGGUGUGAAAUUUGCGAAGGAAAAAUUGAAGAAGGAGGAAUGCUAUUCUUUUAUAAAUGCCAUGACUGCUGCAUCGCUCUUCAUGUUGAGUGUUUACUUGGGAGAGACAUUUACAUGAAGCCUGGUGAUACUAUAAAAGACUCCGUCUCGGUUGUCGUGAAGACAUCUAAACUUACGAGGCCAAAAUGGAUAGAAUUUUGGAUCCUUCUCAACAGUUCUCUCAGCCGGCCAAUUUGCAUUGGGUGUCGGGACCGUUGUCCAUUCCCGAUUUUUUUCAAAGGAUACAAUGAUAAGAUAUUUUGUUCUCAACGUUGUAUCAGGACUCGUUUGAGAAACAAUUCUAUCAGACAUGUGACGUAA